AUGGGUUGGUUUUGGGCAGACCCACUACCAAAGUCAGCGCCUGUGGCUCCGAAUCCGUUGGCAUCAUCCGAUGCCUCCCCUCCACCGGGAUGCCCGAUGCACACUUCGAAUCCCGCUCCCGCUUCAUCCCCGCCAUCUCACCCUGAGCAACUCGGUACCUGUCCGGUCAAGUCUUCGGACUCUCCAUUCUAUACGCCCCCGAAAACCACACCCUCGCCGUCGCAACCCGCCUCUUCUUCCGAGGACAAGCCAUCAACCUUAUCCAAACUCAACCCCAUGAAUUACAUGUUCUCGUCCAUAUCCCAGGAACGAGCUCCGAAUCAAAAUGUCGAUCUUCCCGUCGAGCGGGAAAUUUCUUCGAUACCGCGGGGCGACUCGGCGGGUAACUGGGAAUACCCAUCCCCUCAACAGAUGUACAACGCGAUGCUGCGCAAGGGCUUUACCGACACGCCCCAGGAUGCCGUGGAAUCGAUGGUGGCAGUUCACAAUUUCCUCAACGAAGGCGCUUGGGAUGAGAUCGUCGGCUGGGAACGCAUCUUCGCCAAAGGUUUCAAGAAUGCAUGGGAUAAGUGCAAGCGGGGCGAGGAGAAUAUCGCCAUGGAUGCGUUUAGGGAGGAAGUUUCAGGGACCGUCGAUGAGGAAUCAACGCCUCGUCUACUUAGAUUCCAGGGUCGGCCGAAGGAGCUGACUCCUAAGGCGCAAAUGCUCCAGACGUUGGGGUGGCUGUAUCCGGCCAAGUUUGAGACGGACCCACCAUUCGACCGUCACGACUGGUACGUUAUGCGAGAGACGUCAUCAGGCCCUAAGGAAAUCCGCUAUGUGAUCGACUAUUAUUCAGGACCUCCGGAACCUUCCGGUGAGCCGGUCUUCUACCUUGACAUUCGACCAGCCUUGGAUACUCCGACAGCUGCCGUUGAACGACUGAUGAGAUGGGGAGGAGACGUCUGGUACCGGGCCAGUGGUGGUUCUGUUCGUGGAAAGGCUCAUGAUUGA
Aspergillus ruber CBS 135680 is the source of this 993-nucleotide messenger RNA. RefSeq names its product holocytochrome c synthase CYC3. Gene Ontology annotation, molecular function: holocytochrome-c synthase activity. Bases 1 to 993 code for a protein of 330 amino acids. Gene Ontology annotation, biological process: cytochrome c-heme linkage. Gene Ontology annotation, cellular component: mitochondrion. The record is from RefSeq and is a predicted model, not a curated record. The transcript is spliced from 3 exons. Lineage: Eukaryota; Fungi; Ascomycota; Eurotiomycetes; Eurotiales; Aspergillaceae.